AUGUUCACGGGCGACUGGAAGACGCAGUCGCGGGUGUCCUUAGCAGGCCGCGGUGGUGUGGCGGAGACCAGGGAGCAGCUGCUGCAGCGCAACAGGCUCGAACGCGAGCAGCGGCACCGCAAUCGACGUGAGGCUGCAGCGGCAUCCACGAUUCAACGUCACUGGAAGGCGUAUCUCGCGUGGUCGAACGCCGCACGCGAGCUCGCGAGGCGCUGGACGGUCGACGAUGCCUCCUGCCGGCCCUCCGGACCCUCCGGGGCGUCCGAGCUGGCCUUCGCGUGCCGCCCCGACGUCUCCACGGACCUCGCGCACCUCAUCUCCUUCAGCUGCGCGGUCCUCACCUCAGCGCCGGCCGCUGGGACCCCGCUCGCCAUCUGCGUCGUCGGUGCGCCGCAACACACGACCCCGACGCACCAGGGCGCACGCGCGGCGCGCCUCGCGCUGCUCCUGAUCCGCUCCCUCCAGCACGCCACCUUCCGCGGCCGCCCGCUGCUCGCCGCGCCGCUCCGCGACGUCGUCACGGCUGAAAUCGACUCCGGCGACGACAACACGAACAGCGCGGCUCUCGUCAAGCUGCUGCUCUCGCUGCUGUCCGCCGACACCUGGCGCGCAGCGCUGGGCCCGGACCGCGCCCCCGCCGUCUGCGCGGCGCUCUCCGCGGGCCUCCGGGACGGCCCGUGGCGAAUCCGAUCCUUAUGCAGACUUGGCGCGGCAGCGGAGGAGCUGCGAGGCGCCGUGACGGCCGCUGCGCCGCCAGACGGGCUCCUCGCGGGCGCGCUGAAGGGCACGGUCGGCGAGGCCGUUCUGCUGCACACGCUCUCGCGGAGCUACCCGCAGGGGGUUGUUUUGGGGACUCCCCCGCAGUCCGACGCCAUGGACGUCGACGGGGGGGGGUCUCGCACGCAGGGCGCGCCGGGGACGCGCACCCGAACGAUCCUGCGGCUCAUGUCCGCCCCGGGCGUCGUCGCCGCGGCGCCGGCGCUUCGCGCGAUGCCAUCUCUGCUUCAGCGGCUGCUGCCGGCGACACUGGCGGCGCUGCACUCGUACGCCGUGGCGAGCGCGACGGAGGCCGUGGAGAUCGCCGCGAACCUCUCGCGCUGCGUCGAGUACCUCGCCGCGGCCGACAGGCGCGCGGACGAGCCCUCGAGCGCCCUGCAGCUCCUCGCGGCGCCGUUCUGUCAGACUCUGUCAGGUCUCCUCGAGUCAGGCCUCCCGUCCGACUCCGCCGCGACGUCCGCGCGCGCCGGCGCGCUCGAUCACGCCGCCGCCGCCGCGUGGCAGCGCGCCCUCGCCGCCGUCGUCAACGGCACUGUCCUGCCGUGGCUCGUCGCGGCAGCGGCGCGCCCCGCGGACACCGCCGGCGCGGCCGCCGACCCCGCGCCGGUCCAGGCGAUGUGCGCCCUCGUCCUCCAGAUCCUCGCCGCGCCCGCGCUGCGCGAGCCCGCCCUGCGCGAGCUCGCAUUUCACCCCGGGUUCCUGCCUCGACUCUGGACCCACCACCUGCGCCACAUCCAGUCUGACGCGACGUACGCGGCGGCCUGCGGCGCCGGGGAGCCGUGCGUCGCGCGGCGGGACCCCGGGUGGAUGCUGCCGCUCGCGGCGUUCGCGCCGGCAUUGGCACUCAACAUGCAGGUCCUAGGGACAUCGGAAAUGUACACGCACCAGCGCCCGCUGCGGCUCGCGGAGCUGUACGAGGCGGGGCGCGGGGGCGCCGCCGUGGGGCUCGUGCCGCUGCUACGGGAGGCGCUGAUGCACGUGUUGUGGCGGGAGGCCCCGACAACGGUCAGCUCACUCCCCCCCCCCGCCGCGGAGGUGCGCGCAGCCGUCCGCGACGGGUGCGGCGGCCUGCUCUGGCAGCUCUACCUCCGCAACCUCCGCCAGCCGUUCGCGCCCGCCACCGCCUUCCACGCCCCGGAAGUGUCCGGCGACGGCUUCGCACGCGAAGCGGAGGCGGCCGCCGUCGCCGUCGAGGCCGCCAGCGGCCCCGCCGUGGACGACGCGUCCAGCAGCGACGACGACGACGACGACGACGCGUCCGCGAUGCCCCUCGGCGCCACCGCGGGCCACCGUCGCCGCAUGCGCCCGGUCGCCGGCAGCGGCGACGACCGCGGCCGCGGGGGCCGCAGCCGGGCGUGGCAGCUGCUCAAGCACGCGCCCUACCUGGUCCCGUUCGUCGAUCGCGCGCGCGUGUUCCAGGCCGUCGUCGCGAGCGACCGCAGCCGGCCCCGCGCGCGGCAGCCCGAGGCGCUCCCGCUCGUGCCGGGGGACCUCGGCGGGUCCCGGAGCUUCCUGCGCAUUCGACGUGGGCACGUGGUCGAGGACGGGUACGCUGCGAUGAACGCGCUCGGCGACGCGCUGAAGUCGCGGGUGCGCGUGCAGUUCUUCGACCAGUUCGGGGCCGCGGAGGCCGGCGUUGACGGCGGGGGGCUGUUCAAGGACUUCCUGGAGGAGCUGGUGAAGGAGGCGUUCGAUCCGCAGGCGGGGCUGUUCACGAGCAACGCGAACCAGGAGCUAUACCCGUCGCCUGACUCGGCCGACAACGUACCGGACGGCGACGACCUGCGGCUGCUCGAGUUCGUCGGGCGCAUGGUCGGCAAGGCCGUGCACGACGGCAUCCUGCUCGAGCUGCCGCUCGCACCGUUCUUCCUCAAGAAGCUCACGCGCGUGGCGUGCGACGUGGACGACCUCGACUCCCUGGACCCCGAGCUCUCGAAGAACCUGGCCUUCCUGCGCACCUGGGUCGCCGAGGGGAAGGACGUCGCGGACCUGUCGCUGACGUUCGCGGUCGAGGGGCGCCGCGGGCUCGUGCCGCUGCGCCCCGGGGGCGCCACCGUCAGCGUCGGGAACGGGAACGUGAUGCAGUACAUCCACCUCGUGGCGCAUUACAAGCUGAACCGGCAGAUCGCGCCGCAGUGCGCCGCCUUCAUCCGCGGGUUCAACCAGCUCAUCAAGCCGCAGUGGAUCCGCGUGUUCGCCCCCGAGGAGAUCCAGACGCUCAUCGGCGGCUCCCUCGAGGCCAUCGACCUAGCAGACAUGCGCGCCCACGUGGAGUAUCAUUCGGGCUACGCCAACGGACACCCCGUGAUCGAGCGCUUCUGGCGCGUCGUGGCCGCGAUGACCCCGCAGGACCAGGCCGCGCUGCUGCGCUUCGUCACCAGUUGCUCGCGGCCGCCGCUCCUGGGCUUUUCGCAGCUGGAACCGAAGAUCGGCAUCGCCAUGGCGGGGGGGGUCCGGGACAAGGCGUCGCACAAGCGGCUGCCCACGGCCGCGACGUGCAUGAACCUGCUCAAGCUGCCGCCGUACCAGUCGGACCAGGUCAUGCGCGACAAGCUGCUGUACGCCAUCAAUAGCGGCGCCGGGUUCGAUCUCAGCUGA
Pedinophyceae sp. YPF-701 is the source of this 3375-nucleotide messenger RNA. The record is from the annotation of a GenBank genome assembly. Lineage: Eukaryota; Viridiplantae; Chlorophyta; Pedinophyceae.